Messenger RNA from Homalodisca vitripennis (glassy-winged sharpshooter), 1372 nucleotides. Its product is annotated as protein obstructor-E-like. The transcript is spliced from 5 exons. The record is from RefSeq and is a predicted model, not a curated record. NCBI's taxonomy places the organism in Eukaryota, Metazoa, Arthropoda, Insecta, Hemiptera, Cicadellidae. Gene Ontology annotation, cellular component: extracellular region. Gene Ontology annotation, molecular function: chitin binding. Bases 103 to 885 code for a protein of 260 amino acids.
GCCACAGCCACAGAGUUCGCCUUGUCGCCUCGCCGCCGCUGCCGGCCAUCCUACAAGUCACAGCUAACAGAUCCUAGUGGCAGUGGCAGUGCUGUUGCGACCAUGGCGCCGUCCUCAACAUGGCUGGUUGUGCUCACCAUCUGCGCUCUCUCUCACUCCACAUACGGACAGUUCAAGUGCCCUGACAAGAAGUACGGCCAGUAUGAGGACACAGUGCAGUGUGACAAGUACUACGAGUGUGACGAGGGGGUGGCCACCGCCAAGCUCUGUCCGGACGGUCUAGUGUUCGAUCCGGCCAACAGGAAGAUCAACAAAUGCGACCAGCCCUUCAACGUGGAUUGUGGAGACAGGCUGGAGCUGCAGGAGCCGAGAGGAAACCACUUGUGCCCGCGGAGGAAUGGUUACUUCGCCCACCCUGACGAGACUGUGUGUAACGUGUUCUACAACUGUAUAGAGGGUGAGAGCACGGAGAUCACGUGCCCCACUGGGUUACACUUCGACGAGUACUCGGGCACCUGCGUGUGGCCGGCGUCCGCUGGGCGGUCCAACUGCGGAGAAGCUGAUGCCAUGAAGCUCAAGGACGGCUUCUCGUGCCCGAAGGACGCGCAGGCCACAGGACACGGUCAAGCCGUGGCACACCCGGUGUUCGCACACCCUGAUGACUGCCAAAAGUUCUACGUCUGCCUCAAUGGUGUGACGCCUAGAGAGCAGGGAUGCUCGCUGGGAGAAGUGUACAAUGAAGAGACUCAGAGGUGUGACGCUCCUGAGAAUGUUCCUGGAUGCCAGGACUAUUACAAGGAUCACCCAAGGUUCAAGGAGCUGUACACCGACAGUGACGGCGACGGCAAAGUAGACUAUGGCAAGAAGAGGGUGUUCCACGACUGAUAUCUUUUAUCAGUUUUGGCCAGAGUGUAAUUUUAAUGUUCUGAAUAAAUCCAUACAGCGGAUAGUUAGUUAUCCUUAUUUUAAGUACUGUGAUUAGAAAUUUGCAACUCAAAUAAAACAAAAUAAAAUUGAUGGACCAUUCCUUAUAAAAUAAAAUGCUGUAAAGUCAAUAACGCUUUGCCCGUUUCAACUCUAGUAUAUAAAAGCAUGCACGAUUUUAUAAUGCAUAUAUGAAUUUAUAAAUAUGUUUUUGUAGUUGUUUUAAUUUCAUUGAUUUAAUAAAGCUAUAUAUUCAUUAUAACAUUUCUUAAUUGUAACACUCAGAAAUCCAGUAAGUAAUUGACUUACUGAGACUUUUGAAUUUCUAAUAUAUGUUAAAGGUGGUUCUAUAAAUAAAUGUUAUGAUGGAAGCCCAACUGGUAUAGUGAGUCUAGUUAUAUUUUUUUAUUUAUCUUAAUGAAAUAAAAUGUUAUUUUAUAUAAUGAAA